UAAAUGUGAACAGACCCUUAGUGUCCCGUUGUCCUCCCGCUUCAACUGUGGGGUGUGUUAAAUAUAUUGUAUAUAUUAGUUAGUCAAGGAGAUAAUUUCUCAUAAUUAUCCUCCUAGUUUAUAGCCUUAGAUAUACGUGUAUAGUAUAGUUGCCUAGUAUGCAAAAAGAUUCCGUAUACAAGUUGUCUAGACAUCGUCUAGAGACUAGAGCUGGCAUUCUGGCCGACAAUAACACCGCUUUUUAUGAUUGCAUUAUUGAUCAGAUUUAUCACUAACUUUUCAAAAUGAUGCAGUACAAAAGCUCCACAUUACUAUACAAGAUUAGAAUCACUUUACUAGCAAGCCUAACUUUCGCAUAACAUUAGUCUCUUUACAAAUGGUUGAAUAUAAUAAUGUAGUAUAUUCGUUUGUGACGUAUAUGAAAUACAAAGCAUUAGAGCAAGUUUAGCCCCAAGUCUUAAGACUUGGGGUGACAUCAGUAUUUUGGAUCUUAAGACCUAUGUUUAAGAUUUUCCCCAUUUUUCUUCUAAAAUCUUAGCCAAGUCUUAAGUUGAGUCUUGAAAUUUCAAGACUCAACUUAAGACUUGAGUGGGACCCACCUUAUUAUUAUUAUUAUUAUUAUUAUUAUUUUUUUUUUUUUUUUUACAUUUUCCUACAUAUAAUUUCUCAUUGCAACGGUUAGUUGAAUUCAACUGCUAUUUUUUAAUUUUCAUCCAAAACCAAUUCUCACAUUUUCCACCUCCACCACUUUUACAGCACACCCAAAGCCACCAUUUCUACAUUAAGCACUACAGACCUAGCCAAAACUUUGACUUGAAUUCCUUAAUGAAUUUGAUGCAAAAUUCUCAAUUUCAAAAUCUAGUUUCUCAACAAAACCAAAAUCAGAAUUAUGAAAUUUCCCCUGUUCAAAAUUUAGCCAACUUUAAUUUUUCAAUGUUUCAUCUCAACCCCAAUCAUCUCCAAGCAUGACUCUAAAUAGCGUGAGUUCCAAUUCUUCACCCCAAAUGUCUGAUUUUUCUAUCAUAAUGCACAAUAUGAUUGUUGAGGAUGAAAAAAAUGAUACUACUUUAUCUUGUGAAGUAUCAUAUGAUAGAGGAAGUAAUCAACUAGAAGGACCCCAAGUGCAUCAUGGUCUUCUUCCAAAUUUUUAUGUUAAUCGUGAACAAUACUUUGAGAAUCAUCGUAGACUUCGGAAUCGUACAAGACAUCAUCAAUUGCAACAUGACUUGGUUGAACACUUGUGGGAUCGAUUUGGAGGAAACGUAUCAAAUGUCUAGCUUGUAUUACUACUAUUUAAUUUUUUAAUUUUUAUUAUUAUUACUAUUUGAUUUUUUUUUUAUUAAUGUAUUGUGUAAUUGGAUUUAAAUAAAUUUGUAUAAUUUUGAAAAAUGAAGUAGUCGAAAUCUGAUUUUGAAAUAUAACAUAUACAUUAGUAUUAUUUAGCUUUGUCCAUUAAUAUUGUUAUUUAUAUAGUAUAAAGAGAAUUAAAAAAAUGUCAUAUAUUUGAGUCUUAGUGAGUCUUAGGGCUAAAGUGAUAAAUUUAGACAAAUCAUAGUGAGUCUUAACAAGAAUUUGAUUACAUCAUUUUCAGUGGGACAUAAAAAAUGAUGUCAUAUCCAAGUCUUAAAACUUGGGGCUAAACUUGCUCUUAGACUAUUAGGUAACAAUUAAACUCCACUAAUAAUAAUAAUAACUCACUGUGGCUCUAGAUAAGAGUUUGAUUUCCCUAUAAGAAAAUCUCUUUUUUUUUUCUUUAUCUAUUUAUUUUCAAUCAAUAAAUCUAUUUAAUUUUCCUCAAAAAAAAAAAAAAAAAAAAAAAAACAAACAAAACAACUCAUUUAAUUAGCGCUAAUAACGGUCGGUUGGCUCAUGUACUAAACAACGCAACCACCUCUUAAAAAAAAUAAAAAAAAAUAAGCAGUUUAAUAUCAUUUAACGGAGUUUUGAGUUUAAGCCUCACCGUUAGAGGCUCACCCAACAUAAAUUAAAUGGACUAUACAAAUUGGAUUCGAAGUCGGGAUUAAGCUUUGGUGAAUAAGAUGACCUUUUAAUUUUUAUAUUAUUUACAAAAUGCGUACGUAAAUGACAAAUAAAAUUUAUAUUACCUCGAUUUCAUAUUAUUUGCAAUGAGUAGACAUUUUCUAUCAAUAUUUUACUACCUCCGUUACAUAUUAUUUACAACGAUUAGACAUUUUUCCUCUUUUUACUUUAUGUCAAAUAUGUAACGAAAGUAGUAUAUCAAAUAAUCAUUGUAAAUAAUAUAAAAUGAAGGUAGUAUUUUAGAACAGACAAAGCCGCCAUGUCAGAAUUGGAAGCACCCGGGUAACAACAAAAAAGCUACACCAAUUAAACUUUUUGACUCAUACAUACUAGUCAACUUAAAUUUCUUUGUGCGCACUGCAAGUUUCAACAAAUUAUAAAUUAUAACAAGGCUCAACCAACGCCAAGAAAACAAAGUGACCCAAAAUGAAUAACCAAAAUUCUCAAGUGGUAGUAGUGAUGGUUCCUCUUCCCAUCCAAGGCCAUCUCAACCAACUCCUCCACCUCUCCCACCUCAUCACCUCCUACGGAAUCCCAGUCCAUUACGCCGGCUCCUCCAUCCAUAACCACCAAGCUAAGCUCCGUCUCAAUGGUUGGGACUCACAAAACUUCACAAAAAUCCACUUCCAUGAUUUCGAACUUCCUCCUUAUGAUUCACCUCCUCCAAAUGCCGACCUCUUAGUCCCUUUUCCUCAACACUUCCAACCCCUAUUAGAGGCUUCCAUGCAUCUUCGACAACCCGUGUCAAACCUCUUGCAACAACUCUCGGUCAAGUAUAACCGGGUCGUAGUCAUCCAUGACAUUCUCAUGGCUUAUGUUGUCCAAGAUGUUAAGCUCAUUUCGAAUGGUGAAACAUAUAACUUCAUUCCUACGUCCGCGUUCACCUUUUUCGCCGAUGCAUGGAGUAGCAUACCGGAGAAUGAUAGGCCGUUUCAGUUGGAUUCAAAUGAUAUCCUUGAAGGUAUCCCGGGUAUAGAUGGGUGUCAUACUCAAGCUAUGGCGGAGUUUGCUCUGAAUCAAGUGAAACUACUUGGGUUUGAGUCGGGUUGGAUCUACAACACCUCAAGAGUCAUAGACGGUACAUAUGUUCAAUUAUUGGAGAGGCUAUCUCUAACAACACCACAUAUAAAAUACUUUGCCUUAGGACCUUUUCAUCCGGUUGUUAUCAAAAGUGAAGGUGGCAAAAAUAGACAUCAUUGCCGUAAAUGGUUAGACGAACAAGAGAAGGGUUCAGUGAUAUUCGUGUCUUUUGGGUCAACAACAUCAUUGACUGAUGAUCAGAUCGAAGAGUUGGCAAACGGGUUGGAAAGAUGCGGAGAGAAGUUUAUUUGGGUGCUCCGAAAAGCGGAUUCAAACAACGUUUUUUUAGAAGCUGGUAAAGAGAAAAAGCCUCAACUUCCUGCAGGUUAUGAAGAAAGAGUAAAAGAUAGAGGAAUAGUAGUAAAAGAUUGGGCGCCACAGCUAGAAAUCUUGGCUCAUCCAUCAGUAGGCGGGUUCAUGAGUCAUUGUGGGUGGAAUUCGUGUAUGGAAAGUAUUAGUAUGGGUGUGCCAAUUCUAGCCUGGCCUAUGCAUUCUGAUCAACCAAAGAACGCGUUUUUGGUUAGCAAUGUUCUAAGGACUGGUGUGAUGGUGAGAGAUUGGGAACAUCGCGGUGAGAUUGUAAAGUCAAGUACGAUAGAGAAUGUGGUGAAAACAUUCAUGGCAUCACAAGAAGGAAAGGAGAUAAAGAAUAGAGCUGCAAAAUUAGGCGAUGAUGUUAGAAGAUCAGUUAACGAAGGUGGUGUUUCUAGUUUAGAAAGAGAUGCUUUUAUUGCUCAUAUCUCUAGAUAAUGCUCAUAUCACAAGGAGAGCGUCAUUUGGAUCUGGUUUAAUUUUUUUUUUUCUUAUUGUAGAUCGACCUUUGAAAUUUUCUAGAUCAAAAUAAUAAUAAUAAUAAUAAAUAAUAAUAAUAAUAAUAAUAAUAAUUAUUGUAGCAUUAUUAAUCAAAUCUUGAAUGAUUUUGUAAGAUCCAUUUAAUUAAUAGUAUCAAUCGGUUUGAUUUCAGUUGGUUAAGAUUUGUUCAUAUUCGGUUAUGUCUUAGCAAUCUAUUGAGAUCAAUGGUUGUCAUUGUUA
Chenopodium quinoa (quinoa) is the source of this 4152-nucleotide messenger RNA. RefSeq names its product zeatin O-xylosyltransferase-like. The transcript has a single exon. Gene Ontology annotation, molecular function: UDP-glycosyltransferase activity. The coding region runs from base 2467 to 3870 and encodes 467 amino acids. Lineage: Eukaryota; Viridiplantae; Streptophyta; Magnoliopsida; Caryophyllales; Amaranthaceae. The record is from RefSeq and is a predicted model, not a curated record.